This is a messenger RNA of Gekko japonicus, 1936 nucleotides long. RefSeq names its product nuclear receptor subfamily 2 group F member 1 (gene NR2F1). Lineage: Eukaryota; Metazoa; Chordata; Lepidosauria; Squamata; Gekkonidae. The transcript has 4 exons. The record is from RefSeq and is a predicted model, not a curated record. Gene Ontology annotation, biological process: anatomical structure development; regulation of transcription by RNA polymerase II; cell differentiation. Gene Ontology annotation, molecular function: nuclear receptor activity; RNA polymerase II cis-regulatory region sequence-specific DNA binding; zinc ion binding. The coding region runs from base 1 to 1257 and encodes 418 amino acids.
AUGGCAAUGGUAGUUAGCAGCUGGCGAGAUGCGCAGGAGGAUGUGGCCGGGGGCGGCCCCGCCGGAGCAGCUCAGCCGGGCCGGGACCCGCAGCAAGGGGCCUCCGCCGCCCCCCACACCCCGCAGACGCCGAGCCAGCCGGGCGCCCCGUCCACGCCGGGAGACAAGGGCCAGCAGCAGCAGCAGCAGCAGCAAGGCGGGGGGCAGAGCGGGCAGCAGCAGCAGCAGCAGCACAUCGAGUGCGUGGUGUGCGGCGACAAGUCCAGCGGGAAGCACUACGGGCAGUUCACCUGCGAGGGCUGCAAAAGUUUCUUCAAGCGGAGCGUCCGCCGGAACUUAACGUACACUUGCCGAGCCAACCGGAACUGUCCCAUAGACCAGCACCACCGCAACCAGUGCCAGUACUGUCGCCUCAAGAAGUGCCUCAAAGUGGGCAUGAGGCGGGAAGCCGUCAGUCGAGGAAGGAUGCCUCCGAGCCAGCCGAACCCGGGCCAGUACGCGCUGACCAACGGCGACCCGCUGAAUGGGCACUGCUACCUGUCGGGCUACAUCUCGCUGCUGCUGCGGGCCGAGCCCUACCCGACGUCGCGCUACGGCAGCCAGUGCAUGCAGCCCAACAACAUCAUGGGCAUCGAGAACAUCUGCGAGCUGGCGGCGCGGCUGCUCUUCAGCGCCGUCGAGUGGGCCCGCAACAUCCCCUUCUUCCCGGACCUGCAGAUCACCGACCAGGUGGCCCUGCUGCGCCUCACCUGGAGCGAGCUCUUCGUCCUCAAUGCCGCCCAGUGCUCCAUGCCCCUGCACGUGGCCCCGCUCCUGGCCGCCGCCGGCCUCCACGCCUCGCCCAUGUCCGCCGACCGCGUGGUGGCCUUCAUGGACCACAUCCGCAUCUUCCAGGAGCAGGUGGAGAAGCUCAAGGCCCUGCACGUCGACUCGGCCGAGUACAGCUGCCUCAAAGCCAUCGUCCUCUUCACGUCAGAUGCCUGUGGCCUGUCGGACGCGGCGCACAUCGAGAGCCUGCAGGAGAAGUCGCAGUGCGCCCUGGAGGAAUACGUGCGGAGCCAGUACCCCAACCAGCCCAGCCGCUUCGGCAAGCUGCUCCUCCGGCUGCCUUCGCUGCGCACCGUCUCGUCCUCGGUCAUCGAGCAGCUCUUCUUCGUCCGCUUGGUAGGUAAAACCCCCAUCGAGACGCUCAUUCGAGACAUGCUGCUCUCCGGCAGCAGCUUCAACUGGCCUUACAUGUCCAUCCAGUGCUCCUAGAGCUCCUGGCGGCCUCCCCCGCUCAGCCCCAGAGAGAGCGAGACAGAGAGAGAGCGAGAGCGAGAGAGAGACCCAGAAGAACUCCCGCGGCAGGGGGGGCCCGGCCGGCCGCCGCCGCCUCGGCUGUGGGGGUCCCGAGGCAGACACUGACAGUCCGAGAGAGCUCAGACGCUGGGAGAGAGAGGCGCUUAGAGCCGCCCAGCCGGGCCGGUGGCGGAAAAAAACAUUACAUAAAAAAUUAAAAGGACACGCCGUGUUUGUGGAACAAAUAAAACGCAGAUGGGAGAAUUAAAAAAAAAAAGGACCGAAGGGAUUUUAAUAUAAACCCCAAAUGGAGACUAGAAUGGAUCUUCCUGGAUUUAUGACGGACUGAGAUGGAUUUCGUCUGUACAGCAAACAAACAAACACACAGUUAAAACAAAGCAAAAGCAAAAACGGAAGGCGAAUUGACUGGUGUAGAAAAGGAAGGGGGUCCGGAGGCAAAUGCUUACCACGAACAUUGUUCUUGAUUUUGUAAGAUAUUAGUCUUUAUUUUCACUUUUUUUGUAAAAUUUAAAGCAUCGUAUGCGCAUAAAGGAGGAAAAAACACAAGAAACAAACAAGGAUUAGGAGGGGUGGGAAAUAACAUUUUCCAAAUAAUUAUUAAAAAACAAACAAGGAAUUGUUCUGUGUGUAUGUA